Messenger RNA from Exserohilum turcica Et28A, 1513 nucleotides. RefSeq lists its product as uncharacterized. Gene Ontology annotation, molecular function: oxidoreductase activity. Gene Ontology annotation, cellular component: late endosome; cytoplasm. Lineage: Eukaryota; Fungi; Ascomycota; Dothideomycetes; Pleosporales; Pleosporaceae. The transcript has 4 exons. Gene Ontology annotation, biological process: retrograde transport, endosome to Golgi. The record is from RefSeq and is a predicted model, not a curated record. Bases 128 to 1414 code for a protein of 428 amino acids.
GGCUGUCUGAACUCUGUUUGCGGCGCGGCCAACUGACUCUGCAUCCUCGUCUGCUUCUUCCCACCGCUGCCCGCUGCCCGCUGCUGCUGCUUCUGCUGCCCCGCCUUCUCCAAUACGCCGACCGACCAUGGCGGUUAGCGAAACCACUGCCACCCCCGACACCCCCGACACCGUGAUACUCGGCUGCGGCAUCAUUGGCCUCUGUGCUGCCUACUACCUGACCGCAGACGAAAACACCAAUCCACGCAGUAUCCAUCUGGUCGACUCCAGCCCAGAGCUGUUCCGCUGCGCGUCGGGCCUCGCCGCUGGCUUCCUGACUGCUGAUUGGUUCGCACCAUCCGUAUCCUCGCUCGGGACCCUCUCGUUCAAGCUCCACGCCGACCUCGCAGCUGCCCACGCCGGCCGCGAAACAUGGGGCUACGCACCGUCGACAGGCAUCUCGCUCUCGCAAGACAGCGAGUCGGAAUCUGCCAUUGCCGGUAGCGGCGAAGACUGGCUGGAGAAUGGAACAAGCAGGGCGCAAAUGGCAAGCAACCGGCCAAAGGAAGAGCAAUCCACGCGCCCAGGCUGGCUUCGACGCACACACGAGGGCAUCAUGGAAGUCAUCAGCCGCGAUGGCACGACGGCCCAGCUCGACCCGUUGCGAUUCUGCCAGUGGGUCCUGAAAGAAGUCAAGGCACGAGGCGUGAACGUGCAUCAUCCUGCGCGGGCAACCCAAGUAGUCAAGGACCAGAAUGGCGUGCUGUGCGGCAUACGGUUACAAACGGGCGAAGACGCGACAUCGCAGACAGAGUUACCGUGCACCCGCCUUGUAAUCUCCUCAGGCGCCUGGUCCCCCCGCCUCUUCAGCACCCUCUUCCCCACUUCCAAAUCUCGCAUCCCCAUUUCCCCGCUAGCCGGCCACUCGCUGCUCGUGCGGAACCCGCACUUCAAGCCCGACCAGCUCGACAAGGAAGUCUGCCACGCCGUCUUUGCCACGGAUACCCUGGGCUUCUCGCCAGAAUGGUUUGCAAGACUCAACGGCGAACUGUACCUGGGCGGUCUGAAUAGUACCACGGUUCCCCUGCCGGAUAUAGCCACCGAUGUGAAAGUGAGCGAGAAGGCAAUUGAGCAGAUGCGCCAGUGUGCACAGGUCAUGUUGUUGGCUGUGCCGGGCAAGGAGAUGGAGGUUCUGAGAGAGGGACUGUGUUUCCGCCCAGUUACAUCCAGCGGCCGCCCCAUUGUCGCGCGGAUACCAGACGAGAAACUAGGUGACGUGAAAACGAAAGAGGGUGCUCAAGGAGGCGUCUUCAUUGCCGCUGGUCAUGGUGCCUGGGGUAUUUCGCAUGCCCCAGGUACCGGCCUGGUGCUUUCCCAACUUAUGCAGGGAAAACCUACCAGUGCAAAUGUAGAGGCCUUGGAGUUGCCUGCGUAGUCGUGCAUUAUUUGUCAACUUGCAUUUGUUGUAUUAUAUGCCCCCAUGUUGAAAAUUAAAGUCAUUUUCACCAAAACAGUUACUCGCAAUACAAGAUGG